Molecule: messenger RNA, 705 nt
Organism: Brassicogethes aeneus
Lineage: Eukaryota; Metazoa; Arthropoda; Insecta; Coleoptera; Nitidulidae
Source: the annotation of a GenBank genome assembly
AGGUUGAUAUGUUGGGGAUUUUUCCUAAUUUUACUUUUCAAUGGGGUAGAAAGUAAAGUAACAAUAUGCCUUAACCUCACGCAAGAACAAACACAAUCAUUAACCAGGACUGAUAUUUUGAAUAAAUUUACCGAUGAAAUGAAUAACUGGAUAUUCGUAGAACAUGCAGAUUUUAACUUUACUCAUCCAGCUAUUUCAGCUAAAGGCACAUUGGACAAUUUAAAUAUAUCAAAUAUAUUAAACACAACCACGAGUUUGGAUUACGACUAUGCGGAGGAGGAUAAUGAGGGUGCCAACUUUACGUUUUCUCUAACCAAUGUAUCAAUUGUUGGUGAAUACAAUUUAACUGGCGAUAUCGGGGAUUUGUUCGACAUAUUCGGCGCUGGUUCGUUUUGGUUGAACCUCCAAAUCACCAUAAUCGCUAUAUUCAACGCUAUUGGAGAUGAAAGUAGUAUUUGUGUGCCCCUUGACAUUUCUAUUGAGCUACCAGUCGUUGAUGGUCAUUUGGAUAAUUUUAUGAACCCCUACAAAAACGACACGGAAUUUGAGGACCUUAUGAACAAGGCAAUAAUAAAUCUGGCACCAUUGAUGGUGGAAGAGUUCGUUUUGGAAUUUAAAAACGCGUUCGAUGAUGAAAUACAAGAGUAUUUUAAUUGUCGUUUUAAUUAUAAUUGCCACAACGAAACAACAAUGGUUCCAAAAUAG